This is a messenger RNA of Wallemia mellicola CBS 633.66, 3057 nucleotides long. It is a transcript of the gene cta3, whose product is annotated as potassium/sodium eff. Gene Ontology annotation, molecular function: ATP binding; ATP hydrolysis activity; P-type calcium transporter activity. Gene Ontology annotation, cellular component: plasma membrane. Lineage: Eukaryota; Fungi; Basidiomycota; Wallemiomycetes; Wallemiales; Wallemiaceae. Gene Ontology annotation, biological process: calcium ion transmembrane transport; intracellular calcium ion homeostasis. The coding region runs from base 1 to 3057 and encodes 1018 amino acids. The record is from RefSeq and is a predicted model, not a curated record. The transcript has 6 exons.
AUGCUAGGACAAUCAUUUGAGAGAGUUGAACAACUACAAAAUGAAUUCGGUCCAAAUCGACUCAAACCCCCGCCAAAGCCAUCCCUUUGGAGGAUAUUUGGUAGACAAAUUGGUAAUGCUAUGACGCUCGUAUUGAUAGCAGCAAUGGCUGUUUCCUUCGGUACGCAAGACUGGAUUGAAGCAGGUGUUAUUGCUGCACUCGUUAUUCUCAACGUUACUGUUGGUUUCACCCAGGAAUGGAAAGCUGAAAAAACUGUAGCUGCACUCGAGAGUGUAGGAAGCCCAGUAGCUGUUGUCGUACGCCACGAUCCCUCAAAUAAAGGCCGCGAGGGUAAAAUUUUAGAGGUACAAACGGAUGAAGUAGUUCCAGGUGACAUAAUGAUUGUCAAAAUCGGUGAUGUUAUACCUGCGGAUGGAAGAGUUAUUGAUAACCACAUCUCUAACCUCGAAGUUGACGAGGCAUUGUUAACUGGUGAAUCACUCCCUGUCGCAAAAGCCGCGGAAACGCUACAAGAUAAGACUUGCCCAGUUGGUGACCGCAUCAAUAUGGUUUUCUCAGGUAGUCAAGUCACCAAAGGUAGAGCAAGGUGCGUUGUCACAUCAAUUGGUAUGGCUACAGAGCUUGGUGCUAUCUCUGAAGCGCUCGCUACUAAGGCCGACUCAAAGAAGCGCGGCUGGAAGAGGCAUUGGGAGAAAUUCCAAGUAUUUUUAGGCGUCAAAGGCACAACGCCACUACAGAUUAAAUUAAAUAAACUUGCUUAUUUGUUGCUAGCAUUAGCAAUCAUAUUUGCUAUUGUCGUAGUUAGUUCAACUGGAUAUAAGGAUAUUCCAGAUUCUACAGCUACAUAUGCAGUAGCUACAGCUAUUUCGGUUUUACCUGCAUCGCUUAUUGCCGUCGUAUCGUUGACGCUUGCAACAUCCUCAAGAGAGUUAGCAAAGAGAAAUGCCUUAGUACGCAAAAUGGAUGCGAUUGAGACACUGGCUGGUGUAACUGACAUUUGCUCAGAUAAAACCGGUACAAUCACGGUAGGAAGGAUGGUACUGAAGAAAGCUUGGGUCCCUUCAAUGUCUGAGAAAGUCGAUACAGAAGUCGGUCAAAUAUACUCCGUCGAAUCAGGCAAAGACCCUUACUAUCCAAGAGGAACAAUUCAAGCACUUGAUGAAAACACAGUUGAGGAGGAUGAAAGCGCAAAUUCAGACUCUGAUGCUGUUCAAGUCAACGAUUUGGAUCCCUCGUUCCAAGACCUCGUUCAAUCCGCUGCAUUAAACAAUAUGGCAACAAUUUCAGCUGGUGAAGAAGGAAGCGAAUGGGAUGCCAAUGGUGAUCCAACUGAGAUUGCUCUGCAAGUAUUUGCACAUAAAGCUGGCCAUGGAAAACCACACCUCACCCAUCCACCUAAACAUAGGGCCAAGAAGGAUCACCAUCCUUCCCCAAGAGCUGAAGUAGAGGGUCACUUUGAGAUGAUCAUUGAGCAUCCAUUUGAUUCAUCAAUAAAGAGAAUGUCUACAGCCUGGAAAUUCGUCGACACUAAAGGUGAUGACGGCUCAAAGCAACAUGUUUACAUUUAUAUGAAAGGUGCAGUUGAGAGAGUACUGGAGAGAUGCACCCAUGUUUCGAUGGGCGAUAAGGCAAUUGAAAUGACAGAAGAAGCAAAAGACAACAUACUCAAGAAGAUGGAUGAACUAGCAGCAGAAGGACUGCGUGUCUUAGCUUUAGCUGGUAAGACCGAUAAGUUAUCCAACGCGCAAGCCGUAAAAGAAACCAAGAGAGAUGAACUUGAGAAAGGUUUCGGAUUAGUUGGUCUGGUCGGUAUAUUUGAUCCACCAAGACCUGAAUCUAAGGGUGCUGUAUACGAUUCAAGACGUGCUUCCAUUGUCGUACGCAUGCUUACAGGUGAUCACGCAGCCACAGCCGCAUCUAUCGCUAUGUCAGUUGGUAUAUUGGAUAAAAACCAUUCAAAAUCAGCCGUAAUGACAGGUCAAGAAUUUGAUGCAAUGUCUGAUGAAGCGAUUGAUGAACUCGAUGAACUUCCAGUCGUUGUUGCCAGAUGUGCGCCAGAGACUAAAACCAGAUUCGUCGACGCUCUUCACCGCCGCAAGCGUCUUACCGUUAUGACUGGUGAUGGUGUUAACGAUUCACCUGCACUCAAGAGAGCUGAUGUUGGUGUUGCUAUGGGUCUUAACGGUUCUGAUGUCGCUAAAGGUGCUGCUGAUAUUGUCCUGGCUGAUGAUAACUUCUCCACAUGCGUUAGAGCUGUUAGGAAAGGUAGAUCCGUUUUCACUAAUUUGUCCAAGUUCUUGGUAUACUUGUUGGCAGGAAACGUUGCUGAAGUCCUCGUGUUGCUUAUUGGUUUAGCUAUCAGAUCUGAUGGAAAUGCCGUCUAUCCAAUUUCACCAGUUGGUGCAUUGGUUAUUAACACUUUGACAAUUGGUCCAGUAGCUUUUGCGCUCGGUAUUGAGCCAACUGCUGAUGAUACAAUGCUUCAACCACCAAGCAACUUCUUUAGCAUCUUCACACCAACCUGGUUCUUGGACUUGUUCUCUUAUGGAUUCGUAUCUGGUGCUAUUACAUUCGCAAACUAUGUUAUUGUCAUCUAUGGAAGAUACGAUGGUAAUGAAGAUGUCUCCGCUAACUGCAAUGAGGGAGAAGUCACAGGAGAAUGUCAAGUCAUCUACAGAGCAAGAGCAGCAGCAUAUGCGUCCUUAUUACUCAUGCUAAUGGUACUUGCUUUUGGUUGCAAACAUACAACUCGGAGUGUAUUCCAAAUGAACUUGUUAGACAACAAGUUGCUCAUUUGGUCUGCAGGUUUGCUCUCAUUAAGUGUCUUCCCGGUAAUCUAUAUUCCUGUUAUUAAAGACCGUGUUUUCCAAGUCACUGGGAUAGGCUGGGAAUGGGGUAUGAUAGCAGCUUCUGUCCUGAUAUUCAUUGCCUACAUAGAAGGAUAUAAAGCACUCAGACGUUGGUUCAUAAGAAGAUCAAGCAAGAAGGAGGACCUUGAAUCAUCCACUGAUAGAGAAAUACGCUUAGCACCAACAAUGGAACCAAAUACACUUUAA